AUGGUCGGCUAUGACCCCAACGCCGAUGACAGAAGCAUCUCCAAGUUCGAGGUGGCAGCGGCCGGGUCUGUGUCCGGACUCGUCACGCGGGCGCUGAUCAGCCCCUUGGACGUCAUCAAGAUCCGUUUCCAGCUUCAGAUCGAGCGCCUGUCUCCCAGCGACCCCAGCGCCAAGUACCAUGGGAUCCUGCAGGCCGGGAGGCAGAUCCUGCGGGAGGAGGGCCCCACCGCCUUCUGGAAGGGACACAUCCCCGCCCAGCUCCUCUCCAUCGGCUACGGGGCUGUCCAAUUCCUGUCGUUUGAGAUGCUGACGGAGCUGGUGCACCGGGCCGGCCUGCACGACGCCCGCGACUUCUCCGUGCACUUCCUGUGCGGCGGCCUGUCCGCCUGCGCGGCCACCCUGGCCGUGCACCCCGUGGACGUGCUGCGCACCCGCUUUGCAGCGCAGGGCGAGCCCAAGGUGUACCGGACCCUGCGGGCCGCCGUGGCCACCAUGUACCGGACCGAAGGCCCCCUGGUGUUCUACAAAGGCCUGAACCCCACCGUGAUCGCCAUCUUCCCCUACGCCGGCUUCCAGUUCUCCUUCUACAGCUCCCUGAAGCGCGUGUACGACUGGGCCACGCCCGCCGAAGGCAAGAAAAACGGGAACCUCAAAAACCUGCUCUGUGGCAGUGGUGCGGGAGUCAUCAGCAAGACCCUCACCUACCCCCUGGACCUCUUCAAGAAGCGGCUGCAGGUCGGAGGGUUCGAGCAGGCCCGAGCCAGCUUCGGCCAGGUGCGGCGCUACCGCGGCCUGCUGGACUGCGCGGGGCAGGUGCUGCGGGAGGAGGGCGCGCGGGGCUUCUUCAAGGGCCUGAGCCCCAGCCUGCUGAAGGCCGCGCUGGCCACGGGCCUCAUGUUCUUCUGGUACGAGAUCUUCUGCGGCCUCUUCCAGCGCGUGAGGGAGGCCGACAGCUAG
Pipistrellus nathusii (Nathusius's pipistrelle) is the source of this 957-nucleotide messenger RNA. Lineage: Eukaryota; Metazoa; Chordata; Mammalia; Chiroptera; Vespertilionidae. The record is from the annotation of a GenBank genome assembly.